Molecule: messenger RNA, 585 nt
Organism: Asterias rubens (European starfish)
Lineage: Eukaryota; Metazoa; Echinodermata; Asteroidea; Forcipulatida; Asteriidae
Product: fibroblast growth factor 2-like
Exons: 3
Coding region: 88-585 (165 amino acids)
Biological process (GO): cell differentiation; positive regulation of cell population proliferation; fibroblast growth factor receptor signaling pathway
Cellular component (GO): cytoplasm
Molecular function (GO): growth factor activity; fibroblast growth factor receptor binding
Source: RefSeq, a predicted model, not a curated record
GAAACCAAGCAACGGAAGUGUCUCCUCCGAGAGCAACAUCCUAUUGGCUUGAGAGAGCUUCUUGAGAGGUGUAGGAGCAAGGUGUGAAUGAUGUCUUCUUUUCCACUGCGGGAAUAUUAUUGCCAAUCUGGCUACUUUCUCAAGAUAGAUCCGAAUGGGGAGGUGGGCGGUGCUGAUCGGUCGGGUCAUAAACACGCGGUAUUUGAGGUGCAGACGAUGCGUUUUGGAGUGGUCACAUUGAAGGCUGUACACUCGGGAAUGUUCCUGUCAAUCGAUGAUAACGGAAAAGUACACGGCAAGACCCAGUGUGACGAAUCUUGUGAGUUUUUGGAGAAGUUAGACCCAACUGGUUAUAGCUUGGUCUUCCAGCCUUGCCGUUUCUCAGCCGAGAGGUGGCACUUAGCCCUCGGCCGUCAAGGGCAGAGCAGACCCGCACAGAAGAUCAGAGACGACCAGAAGAGUGCUUGGUUCCUUGCCCGUGCAAUUGGAGGGGAUCAUGGCAAUGAGGACGAUGGCGGGAUUGAGAUUAGUCAGGAAAUGCUCAAAGAACUUGGAUUUACAGCUGCCACUGGUCUCCAGAAAUAA